AUGUUUCAACACGCAAUAGACAUUCUACGUGAUACUGCUUGAUGUAGGCACGGAUGUCGAAAUGCAAAUGUCCUGGGUCCGACCUAGCAUUUGACUUUAAAAUAUUUCAGGAGUUUGAAUCCCAGUAAAGUGCUGUUGAUUUAGAGCUUUCCUAUCCAUCCUAUGUGGGCCUGAUUUCCAUUGUAAAUAGUUUAUGGUCCACUUGACACUGUUUGUUGCAGCCGGUUGUUGCUCAACAGUGGCUGAGGCUCCAGCCAAUUCUGAUCAGCAGUCACUCUCAGCAGAAUCAGACCAAGAGAAGAGAUGGAGGUGCAGGUGGUUAGCAUGGACAGAUGGACCUACGCUGCAGUCAGUGGCAUGCUGGCAUCUCUCGGCCUCUGUGGCAGCCUGUUCUACAUCUACUGCCUCAUCUCUCCUAGAAAAGAGCAUGGAAGAUCAAAGCAACCACUUAAACUGCUGCUGGGAUCAAUGGUUGGUUCAAACUGCUUCCUCCAGAUCAUUCUGGUUGUUCACAACUGUAAAGAUGCCUUCUGUACACCCUGGGAUUUUGACAUUGCCGUUUCUGCCAUCAAGAAUUUGGCUGCGGGAGUCAACAUGUUUUCCGGUGUUUGGACUAGUAUGUUCUUCUACACCCAGAUUGUCCCUGCAAGACACAAUUUCUCCAUCUGGUUGAAGCGGAACAUUAAAACGGUUGUUUACUGUGCCUUGGCAUUGCACUGUGUGCAUGUCUCUGUACACUUAGCUAUGGAGUUUUCACUCAUGUACAAUUUCAUGAGUUCUACUCUGGGCAGCCCGCACACCACAAACAGGACAGGAUUUUCAGGUAACAUCACACAGUGUAUGUCUGUCUCUGUUAGCGCCCUGCCAAUGUCUGUGGAACUGAUGGCUGUUGAAGGUGUGAUGGUAGCCAUGCUGUGGCUGGCACUGGCCCUAACAAUGGCAUCCAGCAGUGCAACAGUGUGUUACCUCUGGGGUCACAUCAAGAACAUGGAGGCCAGUGGCAGCUCCUUCUCCCCACAGCUACGCAGCCAGAUGAGGGUGACCAUCGCAGGGUUUGUCCAGGGGCUCCUCUACCUGCUCUGCUCAAUGUUUGUCUUCAUUAUGUUGGUAUUUAUCUUCACAAAGACAAUCUAUUUUGACCCAGAGGAACGGAUGAUACUCACUGCCUACUCAGUCUACUCCUUUGGCACCACAGUGAACCUAGGUGUUGGUCAGACUCUCUUCAGACAGAGGGUUGGUGCUCUGGCAGGCAAAGUGAGAGAUUGGUGCUCUACACAAGGAUGA
Molecule: messenger RNA, 1284 nt
Organism: Clupea harengus (Atlantic herring)
Lineage: Eukaryota; Metazoa; Chordata; Actinopteri; Clupeiformes; Clupeidae
Source: RefSeq, a predicted model, not a curated record